Salpingoeca rosetta is the source of this 1443-nucleotide messenger RNA. RefSeq lists its product as uncharacterized. The coding region runs from base 241 to 1194 and encodes 317 amino acids. NCBI's taxonomy places the organism in Eukaryota, Choanoflagellata, Craspedida, Salpingoecidae. The transcript has 10 exons. The record is from RefSeq and is a predicted model, not a curated record.
CAAACGUGUGGCAUUCAUUGUAAGGCUCUCUGUAGUCGUGGGUGUUGCGUGUGACGUCAUCAUCAUCACAAACAACAAACACAACAAACGCAGAAAGAACGCAAGAAGGAAACGGGAAGGAAACGGGAAGGUGCAGCGGACGGACCUGUACCUGUGUUGGUGUGAGCAGCGCUGCUUUGCUCGUGCGUGCGAGGAAGAGAAGCAGCCUGCAAGGCGGCAGGCAAGCGGGCAGGCGCAAGUAUGCAAGAAACGUGCAGCACACGAAGGAAGGGAAGAGGAAGGACUGCUGCACCUGCAGUUGCGGCAGCGGCAGCGGCCCUUGUCGCUGCUGUCGUCGUCGUUGUUGUCGAGGCUGCUCCCACAGACCGACACCCAGCAACCAACCUACAGGCCUACUGUGACCUCGAUCCAGAUGUGCGGCCUCCCCACCCAACGACAUUGCGAGACAUGAGGUGGAUCCACUUUCCCAAGACGGGUACCAGCUUUGGCACCUGCCUUGCUCAUUACACCUGCCCUGGGUUGGACCCCAACGCAUAUCCCAACAGAGCGGAAAGCCCAAACGGCAAUUAUAUGCAGUACUUUGCAGAGACAUACAUGAACUCAAGCACGUGUGACGGAGUCGUGAACCUCCGCGAAUCCCACGGCCACACCCCUCUCAGGGAGCGGGAGAUUGCUGCCGGCGGGAUUGUGGGCAUGUUCCGUGACCCGCGCCAUCGCGACUACAGCGGGUGGCUGGUGCAUGGGCGGCGUGGCGAGUCGCCCUUACACCCAGAGCAGCUCAGCGAUUACGUCCAUCUCCAUCGCGCAUGCCAGAUGCGCAUGCUGCUCGGCUUUGAGUGCAAUCGCGUGGAUUCUGUAUCUGAGCUCGCGGUUCAAAUUUCGCGGCAGGACGUCGAGUAUGCGCUCGCUCUCCUCGACUCCAAGUUCGCCUUUGUCGGGCUGACGGAGUUUUGGCGGGAAAGCAUCUGCCUGUUCCACGCCAUGUUUGGCGGUGACAUCACGCCGCACGAGAUGGCAAACGUCAGGCCCGGUGCAUCUGUGCGUGUGCGCGUGCGUCCUCGCCCAUCGGAUAUCGACACCGCUGCGGACGCCCACGACUGGGAGCUCUACCAGCACGCUGCGUCCAUCUUCGUGUCGCGAUUGAGGAAAUACGGGAUCCGCGUACCGCCCGCACUCGCCAUUCUCGUGGCGUGAACACACGUGCAUGCAUCUCCACACACACUUACAUCUCCACGCACGCACACACACACAUACACACAUACACACCCACACCCACACACACACACACACACACACGCUUCCAUACAUGCCCACACACCACGUGGUAACUGGAUAACACUGCAACGUUUGACUGUGUAAUUGCUGCCCGUUUCUAAUGUCAUGUGUGAAAAAGUAACUGUCUCAUACGUUCAACAUAAACAGCCCGCUCAUAGACAAUCGGCC